AUGGCACCCAAAUUCACAAUCUAUUCGUCCGAAGCCUCUCAGUGGGCGAUGGUUCCUCUCUUGGGCAUCCAAGAGAAAGGCAUCCAGCCCCACGAAUACGAGCAUCGAGAAAUCGACCUCAUGGGAGCCGGCAACUUUGACGUGGAAUACCUAAAGAUCAACCACAACGGUACCCUACCAGCUCUGACCACGCCGUCCCUCGACGCUCCACUGACGGAGAGCGCCGACAUUCUCGAAUUCCUCGACCGCCUCGAACCGAGCAGGGGCACGAACCUGGCGCCCAACGACGCCGCGACCAAGGAAAGGGCGGCCCAACUGAUCGCCCUGGUGCACUCGAUGGACCUCGGCAGCAACCUGAUCCUGUUGACGGCGCGAGACACGGAGGAGCUCGAAAAGGUCAAGGGCACUUUCUACGACUUCAUCACCACCCGCCAGCGAGUCCUGGAGGAGAACGCAGCCCGUCGUCCCGACCACCCCUUCUACGGACCCAAGGUCGCCGAGAACGGUGGAGUCAGCAAAGUGUACACCACCACUCCCGCAGGGCGCGAACACGAAGAGUUCUUCGAGAACACGCACCGAGGGUACAAGGCGUUCGCAGGUGCCUUUGACCAGCUCCAAUCUCUGCUCGUCCUGCCGUACGCCGCCGGGGACCACAUCACGUACGCUGAUUUGAACAUCGUCCCGUGGCUCAGUCAUGUCUUGUGCUUCGCGGGAGCCAAGGACUUUGAUGACUUUGCUGCUUUGGAGGCGGUGGUCAGGAAGACCGUCCCGGGAUUCAAGGUCGGGCCCAAGGUCAGACAGUGGUGGAAGACCAUGCAGGAGAGGGAGAGCUUCAAGAAGGUGUUCCCCGUGCUACAUUGA
Molecule: messenger RNA, 861 nt
Organism: Exophiala oligosperma
Lineage: Eukaryota; Fungi; Ascomycota; Eurotiomycetes; Chaetothyriales; Herpotrichiellaceae
Exons: 1
Coding region: 1-861 (286 amino acids)
Cellular component (GO): cytoplasm
Source: RefSeq, a predicted model, not a curated record